Messenger RNA from Penicillium canescens, 3516 nucleotides. Its product is annotated as Nonribosomal peptide synthetases (NRPS). The transcript has 3 exons. Gene Ontology annotation, biological process: fatty acid metabolic process. The coding region runs from base 1 to 3516 and encodes 1171 amino acids. NCBI's taxonomy places the organism in Eukaryota, Fungi, Ascomycota, Eurotiomycetes, Eurotiales, Aspergillaceae. Gene Ontology annotation, molecular function: medium-chain fatty acid-CoA ligase activity. The record is from RefSeq and is a predicted model, not a curated record.
AUGACAUCCUUGAGUGAGAUCUCUGGACCACCCAUUGAUAACGAUACUCGCUGUCUGAUAAACCGGUUGGAAGAGGUCGUCAAAUCUCAUCCUGACGCCGUGGCAUUGAUUUGCGCCCACGAGGAUCCUCGUCGGUACGAACUGGGCGAUGUCCAACAAAAUGAUGCCACCACGAAUGUAUCAGCGGCUUUUGCACAGUGGACGUAUGCGCAAUUAUACACUGAGGUUGAACGGAUUUCCCACCGACUCGAGAACCUGGGACUAGCGAGUGGAUGUCCGUUAUUCACCGUGCUGGGAAAUAGCGUGGAGCAUGUGACGACCACAUGGGCCGGAUAUAGACUGGGCUGUCUCCAUGUUUCAAUAGAUCCCAGAAGCUUGAAGAACGCAUCUGAGGCUCGCCACAUGAUUGAGACAGUCCUCGCGUUUCAAAAAAAUCAAUAUAUGGCCGUCGUGGUGAAAGACAGACAAACGGCUACCCAGUUCGAUGAGUUAUUUCCCGACAUUGAAUGUGUGAAAAUUCAAAUCGAAGGAGGAAACGGCCCGUGGAUUCCAUUCUACAAUCGUAUGCAACCGAGUGCAUCAACAUACGAGCCAAAAUUUCUGAGCGGAGAGACCCGCGAGUCACGGAGAGAAACUUCAGUCUUUUUUUCCAGCGGUACCACUUCGCUCCCAAAGGCAUGUCUUGCGGAUGUAGCCUCAUGGGUCAGCGCACUUGAGACCAGGAUAAGUGCUGCAUCGGCUUUACCAGGUGAUAAAGUCAUGGUGCUCGUGUCUAGCAGUCAUGCUUUUGGGCUGAUGGGCAUGCUAAUAACCCUUACCCGCGGGGCCACACUCGUCUACUCCUCCGCUACAGGAUUUGAUGCCGAGUUGACAAUGAAGUUUCUGCACACAGAGCAAUGCGCAUACUUGAUCAUGGUCUCGGCCUUGGUACACGCGUUUGUCGCAGCCAAUCCCUCUACUGGCAACGUCAUCAAGCCCUUGAAAGCAGUCAUAUUUUCCGGCAUGAGCCUUGCCACUGCAGUAGCCAAAGAUUUCAAAGCAGCGUUUCCUACAGAUCGUGUGGAGAAUAUCUUUGGCAUGAUUGAGGGUGUUCAUGUUUCUACGGGGCCGGUGGAAGACAUUGAAUCGAUCUCCCAAGAUGACCAUCUCGCUUCAGGAGUGCCAACGUCCGGCGCCAGAGUCCGCAUCUGUGCCCCCGGGAAGCAAUCCCUCGUUCCCCUCGGCACACCAGGAGAGGUGCAUUACAGCGGCUUUCAAACAUCCAAAGGAUACAUCGGAUUAGAAACCAAAGACUUCUACAAAGACAAGGGUGGCUCGUUGUGGUUCAAUACCGGCGACCAGGGAGUCAUUCACAAUGGUCAACUCUACCUCGUUGGUAGAUAUAAGGAGUUGAUUAUCCGAGCUGGAAAGAAUUUAUCUCCUCCAGCCAUUGAAUCAACCUUGAACCAGGUGCCAGAGCUUUCUGUCUUCAAUCCACAGGCCAUUCCCUUCCCGGAUCCGGUAGCUGGAGAAGUUCCAGUGAUUGUAGUGAAUCAACACAUCAGUGACGACCAAGUUCGACAAAUCACCAAAAUGAUUCUGGUCAAAAUGGGACCAGUCUAUGUUCCAACUAAUAUCAUAUCGGUGCAGACACUCGGGCUGGAGGACUAUCCUCGAACCAUCUCCGGAAAGGUACAAAAGACGAAACUGGCAGCCCUUGUACGUCAAUAUGAAGAUUCAUUGUGUCAGUGCACUACCAUGGCCAAAUCAACUGGUCUGAGAGAUAGAGUGGUGCGUAUCUGGGCGGGUACCUUUGGAGUCACUUCUGGUGAUCUUGAUACACAUGCGAAAAUUCUGGAGCGCUGCGACAGCAUUACUUCCAUGAAAAUUCAUGCCCGAAUCCGACGUGAAACCGGCAAGGAAAUUUCUUAUUCUGCCUGGGCUACUGCAGGUACUAUCGAUGCCCAGAUCAAGUUGCUUGAAGAUGCUCCUGAGAAAGUUGCCAAAGGCAAGGAAGAACUCUUAUCUACCAGUUUGCGACAAGGGGGCCCAGCUGCAGUGGAUAUGGUCCAUCUCAUGGCCAAUCCCAGCCGAUUCCAGGCAACCCGGCAAAUGGUCGAGGAGGCGAUUGCACCCAAUCAACUCACUUGGGAUGAUGUGGAGGAUGUAUUUCCAACGACAGACUUCAUGGAUAUAAUGGUUCAAAAUCACCUUAUCGAAAGCUGGGAGUUUUUUGUUGAAGUAUUGACAAUGAAUGCCGACCGUCAGCAUCUACGUUCGUCUCUUGAAAAAGUGCUUUAUGUUCACCCCAUCCUGCGUUCUUUUAUUGUUGCCGAUCAACAAGCUGCUGAUCGGGCUCUCCAUGUUACCAUCAAGUCAUGCAAAAGCGUACUAGAUCAGUGCAUCGUGGAUUAUGGAGAUGUCGAUAGUGUCAAUGAUUUGCGGAAACUCACACUUGACUUUCCACAGGAGCACCGCCCAAGGUUUCCCGGUCUUCUUUACCGAGGCCUUAUCGUCUUUGUUAGAGAGACAAAUAGUGCGGCCCUGAUUUCCGCCUUUUCCCAUGCCGUGAUGGAUGCGACAUACCAUCAAAUCUUUGUAGAUGACCUUGAUCUUGCUCUCGGCGGACAUACUGUCCAGGCCCAUGUCUCGUUCAAAGCGUGGAGCGAUGCGCAUUACGUUCUUGGGAGCUCCCAGGCUGCUCAACCUGCUCUGGAUUAUCACGCUGGUGAGAUGGAGCUCCUCCGUUGGCCCGACAAGCAGCCUGCUAUCUGGCCAUCCCCUGCAAGCGCUGUUUAUGUCUCCCCUGAUCGUGUGAACGAAGGUCUUCCUUUGCUGACAAUACCUCUUCCGGGUAUUUUGGGUUUGCGACGCGCACACCCCGACCUUGCCUUGCCAAUCGCCCCCAAGGUAGCGCUAGCCCUUUUAGCACUUCAUCACACGAAGACCACUUCGGCCCUCAUGCUCAAUGUGGAGAUGGCUCGCUCAGGUUUCCCUUUCCUUCCCUCGUCUAUUGCAGGACUGGGCUCUUUCAACGCGGCAGAUGUUACAGGUCCCACGAUCGCAGGAAUCCUCAAUGUAAUCGGUUAUGAUCAUGAUGAGACAGUUAUCGAGAUGUUACAUCGUGCUCAAGAGCAACAAAUCAAAAUCACUCAACAUGCCAACGCACCGUGGCAAAGAAUAAUGCAGCAAAACUCCGACAUAAGGGACCUGUUUCCGAAAGUGGCCGACGCUCUGGUCUUCAAUUGGACUGGCGCAAACGGGUUUUCACAGGAGACUCUUGGAAAUCUCCAAGAAAACGUGAAAAUCAGCUAUUUGUACUAUCGGCCUAAAACUGGGUUGACGAUGGAUGUUGGCCUCGGAGGCAAGGAUGGCACAGACAUGAUUGUCAGUCCAACCGGGGCAAUCUGGAAUGAGUCACCAGAAUCAAUCUACAAACUUAUGGCUGGCUUUGGUCGAAUUGCUACGUGGUUGGUUGAUGAGAGGAACUGGGAUCGUCCAGUGGAAGACUUCCCUGAAUGUCUAGUGGACUGGUAG